Aaosphaeria arxii CBS 175.79 is the source of this 1070-nucleotide messenger RNA. RefSeq names its product arylamine N-acetyltransferase 1. Bases 102 to 1070 code for a protein of 322 amino acids. The transcript is spliced from 2 exons. NCBI's taxonomy places the organism in Eukaryota, Fungi, Ascomycota, Dothideomycetes, Pleosporales. The record is from RefSeq and is a predicted model, not a curated record. Gene Ontology annotation, molecular function: acetyltransferase activity.
CAACCAACAAGUACAAGAGCAAGUUUAGGCCUGAGAAUUUGCCGUGAUUGACCAAUUCAAAUUCCAACAUCAUCAAUUGAUCUCUAUUGACAUCAUCCACCAUGGCGUCCGUCUACACGCCCGAGCAAAUCACCAAGUUCCUCGACUACAUCGAGCUUCCCAAAAAGUACCACCCAUCUUCCAACCCCGUUCACGACCUCGACUACCUCACUCAACUACAUGUGCACACCAUCUCCAAGAUCCCCUACGAUAACCUCUCGCUCCACUACUCGCCCACCCACAAGAUCAACAUCGACCCUCUGCACUCGUACCAGAAGAUUGUCGAGAAUGCCCGCGGUCGAGGCGGAUACUGCAUGGAGAACAGCCUCCUCUUCAACCACAUCCUUCGCGGUCUCGGAUUCCAGGUCUACACAGCUGGAGUGCGGAUCCGCCUCAGGAAAGACGGCGUCCCGGAUGGCGAUUACAUCGGCUGGGUCCACCUAGUCAACAUCGUCACCCUCCCGGACUCCACGCGCUGGAUGCUCGACGUCGGAUUCGGCGGCGACGGCGCGACGCUCCCCGUGCCCCUCAUCCCAGGCCAAAUCCUCUCCAACAUCGGCAGCCAGGAGAUCCGCCUCAUUCGCGACCACAUCCCGACGCAGACGCACCGCACCGACGCGACCAAGCUCUGGAUCUACCAGUACCGCAACUUCGCCUCCCAGCCGUGGAACUCCUUCUACGCGUUCCCGGAGACCGAGUUCAUGGAGGCGGACUUCAAGGUCAUGAAUUGGUACACGGGGUCCUCGCCCACGAGCUUCCAGACGUUCACGUGCAUUUUGAUUAAGUUUCUAAGGAGGGAGAGGGAGGAUGGGAAGGGCCAGGAGGUGUAUGGGAAGAGGAUGUUGGUUAAUGGGACGGUGAAGGAGAAUCUGGGGGGGAAGACGAAGGUGGUGAGGGAGUGUAGGACGGAGGGGGAGAGGAUCGAGGCGUUGGAGGAGUGGUUUGGGAUGAGGUUUACGGAGGAGGAGAGGGAGGGGAUCAAGGGGCAUGUCACGGAGUUGAAGGGGGCGCAUGGGGAGGGGUUGGAGUGA